Molecule: messenger RNA, 429 nt
Organism: Ectocarpus sp. CCAP 1310/34
Lineage: Eukaryota; Phaeophyceae; Ectocarpales; Ectocarpaceae
Source: the annotation of a GenBank genome assembly
AUGGCCACAUUCGCGUCCCGGGUUGUUCUCGGUUCGCGAGUGACUGUCACCGGGAAAAAAGGCGUGGUCAAAUUUAUCGGGCCAACCGAUUUCGCGGCCGGAGAGUGGAUAGGAGUUGAGCUCGAUCUCCAAGAGGGCAAGAACGAUGGCCUCGUCAACGGCGUUCAAUACUUUGACUGCCGCGAGGGACACGGACUAUUCGUUAAGAAGGCGCAGGUGAGACUUGACAGAUCCGCCACAGCCGCCACAGCCGCCACAGCCGCUAGCUCAAAGCCAGGCGCAAUGACCCCAUCUUCUCCGACGAUGCCUACGGGGUCAGGAAGAGCUGCAUCCCGCCUCCAAGCGAUCCGUGAAAGAAACAAGGCGAGUUUCGCGAAUGUUGCUGUGCAGCUGAAAUACCACCUAGUGGAUGGUAAAGCAGAAAGAUAA